AUGAUACUCAAGGCUUCUGAGGGGGUCCCGUCUGUGCACUUGUCUGUGGAAACUACUAUCAACAUAUAUCCGCCAGCAACUGAUGUCAUAAGACUAAGUCUUGAGAUCCUCAAUUUUCUGAAAGAGAAUGAUUUGGACGCCCAUGAACUCCUAAAACUUCCUGCUGUUCGUCUGCGGGUUGUCGAUGAUACCCGACCUUUGAGAGAUUACUUUGUUUCCUCUUCCCAUAACACGUAUCUACUCGCAUGGCAGGUCCUGGGUCGUGCAUCUUCCGAGUGCUACACACAUGUUCUCUCCAAGAACGCACGUUGCGUCGAGAUCGAUGUUUGGUGGUCUUCCAUAGGUCCGAUUGUCACCCACGGACAUACGCUCAGUCGAAGUGUUACGUUCAAGGCAGUCUGCGAGGCUAUUGGCGAAGCAAUCUACGACCACGACUGGCCUGUUAUUAUCAGUCUAGAGUGCCACGUGCCCAUAGUCCACCAAGACGAACUCGUGGAUAUCAUGAAAGAUACUUGGGGAGAUAGGUUGGUGCAGGAGCCAUUGGAAGGAGUCGGCGGUGAUACCAUAUCUCCAAGGGAUCUGAAAGGAAAAAUAUUACUUAUGGUGGAGUAUUAUCCGGACGCACAUUGCGAGGAGAUCAGCGCAGAUUCUGAGGCAUUGGAUCGUGAUUCAUGUGCGGGCACCGAGCGUGAUGAGGUUUCCGAACUUCAUUAUGAAAUCGACCCUGUACUUAAGAUGGCCAAUCAUGCCCAUGCCAAGAUUGCAGAUUCGCUGGCCGACUUGGGUUUUUACGCAAGAAGUAUGAAACCGGGCAAACACUGGCUUACUGAAGAGUUACAAAGUCCCCCAUAUCCUCCCAAUAUCCUGAUGAACAUCAGCGAAUCUUGCAUUCUAUCUAUGCUCCCGCAUUUGCUAUCAGAGUUGAUCGAACAUUCCCUGCGUCGAAUUCGACGCAUCUACCCUCGUGGUGUGCGUUUGAGCUCGAGUAAUCUUGACCCGUUGAAGCAAUGGCGCAACGGCUCCCAGAUUGUGUGUCUCAAUUGGCAGAACUUCGACUACGGUAUGCAGCUUAAUGAAGCCAUGUUUGCCGGGACUCCUGGCUGGGUUGAGAGGCCAAGCCAUUUGAUAGGAGCCAAACGCAAUGUGAAGUUGAUAUGCAACAUUAUCGGAAUCAGUUCUUUGCCUCGCCCAAAAGAACACACGGAAUUUACACCAUAUGUUCACGCGGAGCUUUUUAAUUAUUCGAGAAAUCAAGAUUGGCAGUCUGAGCAUAUUAAGUGCAAAGAUGUUCCAGAAGAUGGCGCAGACGUUAUGUGGAAUGACGGUUUUGAAUGGGAAUUUGAGGAAGAUGACUUGACGUUUAUCCGUCUGCGUAUCCUUUGCCAUAAGGGACUCUCAAGGGAUCAAGAAAUGUUGGUUUUCUGUGCUCGUCUCCACGACCUUGAGAAGGGCUGGAGGUUCAUUCACCUACUAUCGAUGGACGGGAGAUGCACUGGGGCAACACUGCUAGUUCGAUUUACAAUGAUUUACAACCAGUGA
Molecule: messenger RNA, 1539 nt
Organism: Suillus bovinus
Lineage: Eukaryota; Fungi; Basidiomycota; Agaricomycetes; Boletales; Suillaceae
Product: PLC-like phosphodiesterase
Exons: 7
Coding region: 1-1539 (512 amino acids)
Biological process (GO): lipid metabolic process; phosphatidylinositol-mediated signaling
Molecular function (GO): phosphatidylinositol-4,5-bisphosphate phospholipase C activity
Source: RefSeq, a predicted model, not a curated record